This is a messenger RNA of Cephus cinctus (wheat stem sawfly), 3197 nucleotides long. Its product is annotated as transmembrane protein 42. The record is from RefSeq and is a predicted model, not a curated record. The transcript has 4 exons. NCBI's taxonomy places the organism in Eukaryota, Metazoa, Arthropoda, Insecta, Hymenoptera, Cephidae. Bases 1709 to 2116 code for a protein of 135 amino acids.
UCAUUACUUUACAACGUCACGCGUACUUACAGUUAACAACAGUGGACUACCCCCUUGCUCCUUUAUACCCCAUUGAUUUAACCAUCAACCACUUAUGCCUUGCAUCUUUAACAUGCUAUCCAAAAUUAUGCUCAAGUGUCAAAUCAUCAUGCAGCGUGACUAUCGAUCAUUGUGUUUGAUCCUAUGAUAAUAAUUAUAGCUUUGAUAUAACCGGUAGUCACCCUUGGUCAUGACUGUUUUUAUUUAAUGACAGCUAAUAGCGAUUAAUGACAUGAUCGACAGUCGGUGAUGAUUUCUACACAGGGUUUGCACUGUUUACCAGGUAUGAUACUAUACUGAAACACUUGCAUGAAAUUACUCCAGUAUACUUUUCUCUUUCUUUACUCCUUUUCCCACUUUUCUCCUCGAUCAUCCUGCUACAGGACUUACUCAAAGCGUUCAAGACUAUAGCUGGGAUUCGAGGGAGCAAGAACUGAAGCGGCAGUGAAUAUUAUGAAAGCGAAUGAGAAAAGAGAGAAAUUCGUCUAUUUCAAAGAUAUGAUUUAGGCUAUUCUUAGUUUACGUCUAUCGUUGAUAUGUCUGUACAAUUGACUAAUCGUCCACUAAUUAAACUCCUAUGGCUAUACGAUUCCAUAGUUGUCGUGAAUGAACAUUUUUAUAUAUUUAGAUUCGAUAGCUACUGCAGUAUGUAAAUGUCGAUGACAAGUAUCGUAAUAAGACGAUAAAUAUUGUUCAUUAGUACUUCAAAUUCUCAAAAGCUCCGACUGGCUCUCUUAGGUUUAGGCCGAUAACUCAUUAGUCUCUUUAUCGAAAUUGGUCACAACAAUUUGUCUAACAUCGUACGCUCAAAAAGACUCAAAAUCUACCAAGGCUCGUGUAAAAAGGACAACAUCUCGUACGCACAACAAUAGCCACACGUAGCAAGGAUACUGAACUAGAAAAUAUUUCUGAUGACAAUAAAAAUAUUAAUUAGUCAUAAUCAGAUCUUCAAUGGUAAAUACAUUAGGUGUAUAAUAUAUAUAUAAAAGAAUGUCUAAUACGAUCCAGGCACACUAAGCUAUUGGGCGAUGCAAAAGUAGCAGUCCUUUUGUUUUUAAUUUUAGAAAUAUGUGUAUAUAUAUAUAUACACACAUAUACAGCAUGCUUCUAAAACUGAGAUAUUAUAUUAAAUCUAAAUGACUGACGUCGUCGCAUGUCUUGCUAUAAAGCUUGCUGGACCAAUAAGUAUGUAUAAUAAUUUUGUAAAGAUUGAAAUUUCAGAUGCAAAAAAUGAUUUACGUAAUAAAUUGCGAAAGCAAGCAUUACACUGGACAAUAACCGAGUAGUAUUGAAAACUAGAGAAAAGCAGUAGCAUAAUUGGCUGCAUUCGGCAACGAAUAAGGAAGUGAACGAUACUCGUGUAUCAGCCAUAUUUAUGCCUGUUACGUAUCAUGAGUUGAAUGCACGUAUGACACACGUUUGAGUGGCGCUUUAAUGCGUACUAGGUGUAUUUAUGCGUGUACGUUGAUUAGGUCCAAUAAUGCCUGGGACGUACAGCGCACAAAGUUCUGAUGAUGCAAGUAAGGUCAGACUAUCGGUCAUGAGCGUGUGAUUAAUUUAAAGGAACAAGAAAGUGACGUAGAAAACUAACCUCGUUUUAUCGUUAGAUUCGGGAGAGCACAGUAAUGGAAAGAAGAGAAACAGAGCAGUGAUCCUUUCAAAGGAUAACAUGGAGACCAAUUCGAGUAAAAUUCAUUUGGCCGUCAUCGCUGGGAUUUUUGCAACAACCGGGAGUCUCCUCGGUAAGCUUGCCGGGAACGUUGACGGCACGUCUCUGUUGUUUCUUCUACUAAAACUUCUACUCCUGGUGCUUAUGGUAACGAGUAACACGGCAGGCUGCACCUUCUUCGUAAAGUCUCUUCAAGGAAACGGGUCUUCCUUACCGGCUACAGUCGCAAGUGCAGCCACCAACUACUUUUGCUCCGCACUUCUUGGUUUCCUGAUUUUUGGCGAGUCCACGUCCUUGACGUGGUGGUGCGGCACGACCUUCGUACUUCUCGGCUUGCUGCUCAUCUGCUACUCUCCUCCGGACGACCACGAAGAGUCCGCCAAGAGCACCAAGCAGAAACACCAAUAAUUCACCGGUGGCAAUUUUUACAUACCCGCUGCAAAAGGCCGCAAUCUUCUGCCAGGAUGAGUCAUUCGAUGGGCGACGAAGAAUCUCCAGGAUAGAACAGUCGGUACAUCAGCCAGUUUGCCUUGAAGUUUACUGGAAGUUUAAUUAAGAAAAGUGUUAGCGUAUUGUUAUCAUAUAUUUUCACUCCUUUCGACAAUUUUAUUCAGAGCACUUUUAAUUAGUUCAUUAAAAAAAAUAGGAGCGAUAUAGAAAUCUUAUUCAUUCUAAUCCAAAGUGAUGCACUUUAUUAGUAUUUCAACUGGUAUUAUGAAGGUGCAAUAUUUUAGCUUCUUUGUCGGUUAGAGUUAGGACUAUAGAAUUGUCAUUUUUUUUAAAUCUUAUAAAAAACUAACGGUCCUAGGAAAAUUAUACAAUUGCUUUUCCAUUUUACAUAAAUCUUCGAUGUUUACUCCUUUACUUUCUUGGCAGUAAAUGCCAUCAUCGACGGAUUUGCAUAGCUCAUUAUGCACAUACACCUUCGCGUCAGCACAUGCAUAUGCAAGUGUCUCCUUACUCACGUGCUACAAGGGAGUAACGACAUUAGACUCUCUGCAUAGGACUGAGACAGGUAGAUUCUUACUAGCAGCGAUAAAUAGUUUGAAAAUAAUUAAAAAGAAUUAAUUAAAUUCUCAUUGCGUCUGUCAUACAUUAAAUAAAAUACCAAUGAAAGUAAUUAUAUGUACUAUUGACAAUCUUUGUAAAUGAAUAAUCAGUAAUAAUAACGCAGGAGCAUUAUUCGCACUAUAAUGUCAAGGUUCUCAGCGGCAAAAUGGAUGACACUAUUUUUAGGGAUUACACAGAUUCGCUGAACACCGGCCACUCCCGUAUCGCAUUCACAAGGCAUUUUUAUACGUUCCUCCGGAAUGCUCGACCUUGAAACAUUGAUUAUACAAUUUUGAGAAUGCUAAUACAAUAAUUUAUAAUUACAAAUGAGUAUAUCUUACUUCAGUUAUUUAUUGACUAUCGUAUUUUAUGGCUAUGCGUAAAAUUUUGUAACUCUUUUAGCAUUUUUAAAUUAUAAAAAAUAAAAACCUUAAACCGU